Physella acuta is the source of this 16837-nucleotide messenger RNA. Its product is annotated as putative E3 ubiquitin-protein ligase HERC1. NCBI's taxonomy places the organism in Eukaryota, Metazoa, Mollusca, Gastropoda, Physidae. The record is from RefSeq and is a predicted model, not a curated record. Gene Ontology annotation, molecular function: protein binding; ubiquitin-protein transferase activity.
GCUUAGACACCAACUAGUCCUACCGGCAACCAAAUCUAUAAAACCCCCAAAAAACAAACUUAAAGGAAAAUUAUACAAGACAAAAUAGGCUUAGCCUGGGUUAAAGGGGAAAUCCCACCACUAGAAUCUAAAGUAUAGGCAAAGGAAUGUAUAGUAUUUAAUUACCCACCAAAAACAGUAACACCAGACAGUUUAGAAUGGCCCUUCAGAGAUUCAAGUUUAAAUGGACUGAGCAUUUCAACUCUAUUUGGGUGGAAGAAGACUGUGAAAGCCUUACUUUGAAAGAUGAUUUGGAAGGGCUCUAUCAACGCCUUGCCACCAACAAAGAGAUUGUAUGCAUCCCCCCGCAGGCGAUUUUUCUCAAAGGACCAACACUUCCUGACUUUAGUUUCAGCUCAGAAUCCUACAGUAUUGAUGAGCAAGAACAUUUACUAGAUUCACUGUUAUCAAAUCAACUGUUUUUGGCAGAGGUUGUCAGUAGUAAUACACCAUUUGCACAGGUUCUUAUGAAACGGGUUCUUGUACUUCAACGUAUGUACUAUGCGGUUUCACAAAAAUAUCAUGCCAUUUUAGAGAGCUCAACCAUCCCUAUUGUAGCUGCAUUAGAAAACAAAAAAACACAGGGCCCUGAACAUGCAGAAGCAUCUACACCAUUGGGCAGUGAUGCUCUUAUCAAAAUUGGGGUUAAGACUGGUCUCAGUAUGCUGUUCUCAUUGUUCCGUCAAAACUGGGCUCUGGCUACUAGCACUGGACAAGUCUCCUCCUGCAAUGAUGUCCUCAUAACAGCUUUAGAUGUUGUUUCUUCUUUACCACCUUUGUCGCUAGCUAAUGAAAAUAAACUUACCUCAUUAGGUACAGAGUCUCUCAAUUCUGUGACCAAAUUCCUGCGCCUAGCAGCCACCCCACAGUCAGGAGCAGACCUACAGGGUCAGCAGCUUGCCUCUCAACUGAUGCUGGCCAUUGCCAUGCAGCGUGGGCUACUCCACCAUCUGCUGGACUGGGUGGACUUGGCUCUGCAAGUUUCUGCCACUGCUCAGUGUGAGGCUAAGAAAGGUGUGGAGAAUAAGUAUGGCCGUACCAACAAUACAUUUUUCAAAGCUGUUUUAGCACAGAUGAUUGAAAAACCAACAGGCAGUCAGAGCAACUCUAGUCGAGUGGCUAGAACACCUCUAUCUGUUGAUCAGGAAGGAAUGAUCCCCAUGUUUGAAGCUGCUAUGUUUCUUCUGGAGGAGCUCCAUUGUGCUGCUGAUGAGUACACCAACACAGGGAGUGGCCCUAUUGAGUACAAGCCUUCAGCUCAGGCAUCCAAUGGUAACAAAGCAAGCCAGAGCUCACCUGCAAGUGUCUAUGUGUGGGGGAGUAACAGCAGUCAUCAGCUGGCUGAGGGCAGCCAAGAGAAGAUUUUGACCCCAAAGAUCACCACCGUGUUUGCUGACUGUCAGCAGGUAGAGGCUGGUCAAUUCUGCUCAUUCCUGCUGCACCCAGAUGGAAGUGUGAGUGCUUGUGGGAAGGGCAGCUAUGGCCGCCUUGGUCUAGGAGACUCCAACAAUCAGACCAUGCCCAGAAAGUUAACAUUUGACCCACCUGCAGUCAUUAAAAAAAUUUCAUCUUCUAAAGGCUCAGAUGGACAUACACUAGCUCUCACAACAGAUGGUGAACUCUUCAGCUGGGGAGAUGGUGACUAUGGAAAAUUAGGACUUGGUGGAAAUCAUACACAGAAAAGUCCUAAACUGAUCCAGGGUCCCUUAUGUCAAAAGGUAGUGAAGUGUAUGUCAGCAGGUUACAGACACAGUGCAGCAGUAACUGUUGAUGGUCAGCUUUACACAUGGGGUGAAGGAGACUAUGGUCGUUUAGGCCAUGGAGACAAGACGUCAAGAAAUGUUCCAAAGCAAGUGAAGGACAUCGGACCAGUUGGGCAAGUCGCUUGUGGCAGUUCCCACACACUAGCAGUGUCCCAAGAUGGCAAAACUGUUUGGUCUUUUGGCGGUGGAGACAAUGGUAAGCUAGGCCACGGAGACAUGAAUAGACAAACAAAACCAGCUGUGAUUGAGGCUUUCUGUGGGAUGUAUAUUCGCAAAGUAGCAUGUAGUAGUCAGGCAUCGCUUGCUCUCACAUCCACUGGACAGGUUUAUGCAUGGGGUAGUGGCUCAUGCCUAGGAUUUGGACUAGCAGAUUUCACUGCCAUGUCCCCAAAAUUGGUUGAAGAUCUGCAAGGCACAAGAAUCAUGGAUAUAACAUGUGGAGACAGUCAUUGCUUAGCUCUUUCUCAUGAUAAUGAAGUAUUUGCAUGGGGCAACAAUGCUAUGGGGCAAUGUGGACAAGGGCACGCACAAAGUCCUGUGACAAGACCACGUAAAGUUAUUGGCCUCGAGGGCGCUCACAUUCAGCAGAUUUCAGCUGGCACAUCUCAUAGUGUUGCUACAACCGCACUUCCAUAUGACCGCCAAGUGAUUGCCUGGCACAGGCCUUUUUGUGUGGACCUCCAGGAAGCAACCUUCACUGUUCUCAGCACUUUCUUGGAGCACUACUGUGAUGGAUUUGAUAACCCUGAGGCACCCCCACCAUUUGCUAACAAACAACAACAUCAGCAGUUUGUUUUACUCUGCCUGAAGCUGCUUUCUUCUCACCUGUCCCUGGCUCUCACCUGUGGUCUGGGUAGUGAAGUCUUAGGCAAUCAGACGAGACCACUGCGGGUUCUGCUCUUCAGGCUAGUGGACACCAACACACCAGAGCUCAUUCAGAAGACUGUUACAGACACUCUGUCCAUCGGUGCUUCCUUGCUACUACCACCACUACGUGAGAGGAUGGAGCUCCUGCACUCCCUACUACCCCAGGGUCCAGAUAGCUGGGAAUCUCUGACCAAAGGACAGAGGAUGCAGUUGAGUAUAAUUUUGACCAGCUUACAAGACAACCAACACAUAGCAGCACUGCUGGGGCUAUCCAACCAGAGGAUUGAGAACUCUCUUGUCUUUUCUGACACUGGCGCCUCUGAGCUGCAGCUGGCGGAACUUUUAAUGAAAACUAUACUGAGGAAUCUUGCUGCACACACGGAGAGGCUGCUGAAUGAACUCAGUACUGACAACACUCUACAUUCUGAUGGCUGUGUUGAGUCCUCCCCACCUGCCAAUCUCCACCACCUGUUGUCUUCACUUCAAAAACAUUUGCUGGCUUACUGCUAUAAUAAAUCUUUAGCUGAUAAAAAGCUGCCUCUUGUAUUCAAACAUCUCCACCAACAUCUUCUGCUUCUAAUCCCUGUAUGUGGUGACAUCAUCACACACACUGUUACUGUGGUCACCAAGUUAAAUGGAUCGGAGGAUGUCAUUGAACAAGUUGAAGAUGUUGUCCUUCAGUCCCCUGCAGGUAAAAUGUUGACCCAUGUGAUGAAUGCCAUGCUGGUGCUCCCACUGCCCCUUGUGAUGCCUGUUCUUCAUCAGAUUCUAACCUUACUGCCUCAGAUGGACAGGUUGUGUAAGCUCUUACCCGGAGCUGCACUCCUUGAGGAGUCAGAGCUAGAGUUUAAGAGAGAAGAGGGUGAAGCUCAGAACCAUCAGAAGCCCUGGUCAUGGCUGAUUGACCUAGAGAGGACCUGUGGUCUGGUGGUGGGCAGCUGCAUAGGUGGGAUGCUCCACGGGCCACCUCAAGCACAGUGUGAAGUUGAGUGCGACCAAUGGCUCAACUCCUUGCUCUUUAGCAAUGGUCUACAAUCUGCCACACAACUGAAGAAGAUUAGCUCCCUGGUGUCUGAGAUGACAGUUGAAAGCCCUGAGUCCCUGUCCAGCCUGUGUAAAGAUCCCAGCAUGGACGCUGAGACCUCGGCUCUGCUAGAUCUGGCCUUGGGGGGUCCUAAUGACACCAACAGUCAGCUGUUGGCCAUGAUGGUGGACUUUGCUUUGCAUCAAGAUUUGAACACAUGUGAGCUGAGAGAAGAGAGAUGGUUAGACCUGGUGACCAGAUUUUUCUUAGCUGCAUUACUCAAGCAUUGCAAUUUGUGGAAACACAUUCAAGAGCAUGACUGGCCUGUGAAGGAGUUGGAAGCCAUUUUCCUCAUGGUCUACAAAAUUCGUAGCGUGCUUGUCUCGUUCCGUUGCCGCGGCCAGGAAGAGGACUCUGACAAAACCAUAGUGGGUCAAAGGUCAACUGACAGCAAACCAGACCAGCCCCAGAGUGAGGGCAGGGAGGACGAGGUCAUGUCUGAAAGCCCAGAACAUUCCAGGGGUGAAUUGCUGGAUGAGAACAUGGACCACGACUCUGACCAUGAGCACCAUGAUACUGAUGCUGAUGAAGAGCAGCAGUCUCCAUCAAGGAUUUUACCCCUGGAGAAAAAAAAUGAGUUAUCCUAUGAAGAAAUGUGCUACAAGUAUUUAGAAAAGUGUAUAUUUUUGUUGCUGUGUGUCAGACCUACUCUCUCAGGUGAUUCUAAUGAGUUUCUUCAAAAAUCACCUGUUAAAACCACAAGAGGCAAUGAUACAUCUGAGAUUUCUCCGAGAAGGAUCUUGACAAGGCAAGGGAGCUUACCUGACAUUCCAUCUGAUGUCCAGGAAGAACAUCCGCCAGUGUUCAGAGAAGGCAUGGGCACUCCCACCCCAAGCUCAAUUCACCUCAGACACCAACUUGGUCCAAACUUAAACUCCUUACAAAAAGUGAAAGAGAUGCUGCGUCGACUCCGAUGGCGCCAGGAGAGGAUGAACGCCAUUGGCUCAGGCCAGGGCUGGAACCAGCAUGAACUCAGCAGCCUGCCAGAGAACCGCGUGGUGACUGAUAUCCUCCAGUUUGUGUGUGGCGAGCAGAAGAACAACUACGUGGACUCCUUGGAUGUGGAACAACUGGUCAAGGCUAUGGAGCUUCAGCAGGAGAGGGCUCAGUCCAGACUGUACGCACUCAACCAAAUAGUGGAGCUGCUGACCACAGGUAAAGACAAGGACAAGGACGUGAGCCAGCACAGCUCCCCCAACACAACUCUGCUCAACUCUGUCCAUCUCCAGCUGCUUGCUGGCUGCUUUGGUCUAUUGAUUUUACGUCCAGAUUGUAGCGCUGUCUCCAACCAACUGUAUCACUACCAGGAUGGCAUCAAGGCAGCCUCAGCACAAACACAACAAGAGAUCCAGCUGGUUGUCCACAGAAUCUAUGAAGUGUUGGUGGUUUCCUUGAUUGAGAUGAUGAAGAUGGAGAACAUUGGCCAUUACACCAAGAAGUAUUUAAUGCUAUCAUCCAUCCUGGCACUGAGCGUCAAGUACAAACCAGUGGACGUGUCCCUCACAGUCUCGUGCGGGCUCCCACCAGUACUCCUGGAGUUGUGUGGUACCAACAGUAUCCAGAACUCUCACACACUCCCACCUGUUACUCUUCUUCUGGAACCUUCUCACCUCUCCACCAUCCUGGGAGUGUCUAGUCUUAGGCUUCUACAGAUCAUUGCAGUUACUGUUGGCACCUAUGCUGAUCGAUUGAGUGGUGGUGUGGUACAGUCAGUCAUUGAGUUGCUAUGGAAACAACUGGAUGGACUUCUACAGCACAAACCCAUUCCAUCAUCAGAUACUUUUGACAAGCAGAUGAACCAAGUGAGGUUAUCAACACUGGCAGACCUGUUGGUGUUUUUAAGACAUGUCAUGGCCACCAGAGGAUCCCAGCGACGCCUCACUGAGUGGAGAUGGGUCAAGUGUUUGAUUGACCUGGGCUGUGGUCAAGACAGAGAAGGCCACUUGUGUUUUGACAGCCUACGUGUGCGUAUCCUUGCCCUGCAGCUGCUGGGUGCAGUGCUACCUGCACUUGAUAUGCAUCAGGAGAACGAGUAUAAGACAAAAGUGGUGAAUAUCCUGUUCUCUAGCCUGGCCAGCAUGAUGUGGAACAUACCUGUAACUAAAGCCAUCACCUGCGCAGAGAAGAAGAGAAACUUCCUCAUCACACAGAUUGAGGCCACCAAGGGCAAGCAGCAGCAGUCUGGGAGCAGGCCGGCACCAGAUUCCAACAGCUCCACCCCCACCUCGGAGCAGAGUUCUCUACCUGCUCUCUUGGCCCUGACCGCCGGGUCAUCGACCGGUUGUCCGUCUCUGGACAGCGUGGUGAUUCCCAGUGCUGCGUUUGAUGCUGACCGCUGCGUGGCGUGUACGGUGGAGACUGGCCACACCCUAGUUCAUGGGUCAGGGGGUCGGGGUUAUGGGCUGGGCAGUACUGUCAUGACUUCUGGCUGCUAUCAGUGGAAGUUCUUGAUAGUUCGAGAGAAUCGUGGUAACGAGGGCACCUGUGUGGGUGUGUCCAAAUGGCCUGUCCGAGACUGUGGUCACCGCACCACUGGGGACAUGUGGCUGUACCGUGCCUACAGCGGCAACCUGUACCACAACGGAGAAACCAGCUCCACACUGUCCAGCUUCACCCAAGGGGAUUACAUCACAGUCAUACUAGAUAUGGAUGCUAGAACUCUGGCCUUUGCAAAAAAUGCAGAGGAACCGCGACUGGCAUUUGAAGAUGUUGAUGCUACGGAGUUGUACCCCUGUGUCACAUUUUACAGUAGUAGCCCUGGGGAGAAGGUGAAAAUCACAGACAUGCAUCUGAGAGAGAGCCCUAGGGAGCUGUUGGCCGGGUCCCCCAUGUGCGCCCCGUCUGUGGCCGUGAUGACAGAGUCCAUGAUCAACCUGAUCCGCAGCCUCCACAGUGUGCCAGCGUGGGCCAGCUCCAUCAGCGAGCACAUGUGUCAGGAGUUGCAGGCCCUGCAUGGCUGGACCACGGAGAUGCAACAGAGUCCAGCUGUGGGGGACAAGAUGUUCUCCCAGAGGGGUCGGGAUGAUGAGAACAAGACCAGUGACAGCUGUGAGGAGAAGACAGAAGCUCCAGUGUGUAGCUCUAACAAUGAAGAGAAACCAAAAAAAGAGAGUGAGAAAAAGAAGGAUAAACUGAAACAUGAGAAAAAAAUGAGUCGAGACAGUCACCUGGCCUGCCCUGUUGACAACCUAAAGCUGGAACAAGCCUGCAACAGUAUUUGGCCAUGUUUGGCUGUUAUUGGGGGUGUGGAUCAUGGCUUAAGAAUUGGAGGUAGAUGUAUCCAUAAAGCUACAGGCAAGAAGGGCAUUGUGUUAGGCCUACCUAGAGAAGCAGCAAUCACAGCAAAAGUACAGUGGGAUGAAGGGGAUAGCACUGUCAGUGAUACUGUUCUGUCAAAUUUGGAACCCAUGGAAGGAGAAAUCUUUGAUGUGUCCCUGCUGUCAGGCUUCCAGUCUCACCACCUGGAUGCUCUGGUUAAAAUAGCUUUCCUGAGGGACUCAAGGACACGCUCGGACAGCGCCACCUUCAGGCCUGGGGACCUGGAGAAGCACAGGGACCAGCAGGAGAUGGAGGCUGUUGCAGCAGCCAGACAACGAACUAAAGAAAGGUCCGAGCUGCUGAUGAGAGAACUGGACAGGGACAUCUCUGCUAUGCUGGACGAGGACCUCAGCGCACCAGACCACAACGCUGAUAAAAAAUCAGCAGCCGAGGAAGUGUGCAGGCAGGGGAAUCGUUACCCGGUGUUCUCCCCAAUGGAUAGCUACAGCAUCUUAGAGCCACCCCGAGCCAUCAUGAGGAGAGAGAUGAGGGCCGUCAGCGUGGACUCUGCUGACACAACCAUCACGGCCACCUCCCCCCAGAAACUCGCCCACCCCAUCAGCUCAUCUGAGAUGAACCUCAAUUCAGACCUGGACCGGCUCUCCCAACUGGGCAGUCAGACGUCCACGGCUUCACAGAACUCCAAACCAGAGACUUCCCAGUCAGUUAGAACGGAACCUGAGAUCGACUCUGCCUUUGUAUCAGACUUCCCUAUUUCAGAGUUCUCCAGUACACCUUUAGUUGAGCCAUCCGCGUCCACUAAACCACCUGGAGCUACCAAACCCAACACCUUACCUGCAGACGACGACCGGUCUCACAGAGUUCCAAAUUACAGUAAACCUCACGCGCCAUCCUCUGACCUGCCCAGCUUCAGCCCAGAGAAGAUGAACAGGGAAAAAGAAAUUCAUGUCUUGAAGUUCGCCGCCCUCCAGUUGUCAGCCGUCAAGGCACUGUCGGUCCUGGCCUCCAGCGAGAGGUUUGCGGAGCUGCUGCUUGUGCCCAGGAUUGGCUCCAAGGACAACGUGGUGGAGAAACAGCUCCUGGAUUCACUGGGGAUCCACAAGGAUGAGGCCAUGAAAGCCUCCCUCAGACAGAUGAUGAGGCUGUUUGUGACCCGCUCAACCUACCCUUCCCCAUUCAAAAGGGCUGUUCCACUGACUGAAAUUGAGAGAGCUUUUAGUGUGUUGCAUAGCUCCAUUAUACAGCACAUUGCUGAGGAUAGAUUGGGAGUUAUGUCCCUUGAAGACAAAGUAACCUCUCUGUCAACCAUGAGCAAAAGGCGACUUGACCUGCAUCUCAAUGAUUUACCAAUGGCUGUGCCCAAAAAGAUGCAGGCCAGUGACACCCACAUGCCCGGCAUGGCUUCAUCCGCUGAUGGGAGUGACACCUCCUCAGCCUUUGGAACUAGUCACCAAACUUCCAUCCUGCAGUACAUGCGAACAAGUUCUAGUGCUGAAGACAUGCGGGGGUUUACGAGGCGUAUGUUAAAUGCACUGAAGCCGAGUGGCGUACCUGUGAUAUGCACAUCUACACCCACUCCCGCUCGCAGACCCCAGCCCCCUAAUCCUAUUAGAUCUCGUUCCCCCUCACCUCCCCCGCCACCAAUAGUGACCCCCUUGCUGGAAAUGGGUUUUGGACUUCAGCAUAUUAAGCAAGCUCUCACAGCUACAGGUGUCACAGGUAGGGAGGUAUCAGCCCGCUCCACCAACCUGCUAGCCACCUGGAUGCUAGAACAUCCCAUAGAGCCAGAGGACCCAGACCUGCAUGACAUGGAUGUUGGGCUGAGGGACAGCAUGCCCCCAUUUAGUAUUCUACCAGAGGAGAUUGGCAUGGCUCCUCUUGUGUCUGAAAGAGAGAUGGCCAUUGAGGCCUUGUCUGAACGCUUAGACAGUCUGAUGCUCAGCGAGGACUCUGAGGAAGAAACUGAAGAGUAUGAUGAGCUUCCAAGACCCAGUCUGUCCAGGCGACCCAGACGCCUCACCCGUGGCAGACAUGUCGACAUCCGGAGUUUUCUCACUGCUGCUGCCAGAGAUCGGCGCAGUAAUCGCCCUGAAAGGCGUCAGGAGGUUGGAGAAGCACGGCCAAUGUUUGACAUCUAUGACGACUUUGACCUUCAGGAGGAUUUCUUUUUAGAGGAUGGUCAGGACUUUGAUGACAGCUUGUCCCUGGAGGCUGCUAGAGAAACUGCCAAGGCUAUGUCAGUUUUGCGCUGGAGGCUGGAACAGAGCAACACUGUCAAGUGUGAGAUCUGCAACAUUGAUGUUCAAGCUUUCAAUCACCACAUGAGGACCACACACCCUGGCUGUGGCAGUAGCAGCCGUGGCUAUGGUUACCGCAGUCUUGGCCUGUAUGAGAGUGGUUGGUUUGAUGGUGCAUGUGGGACUGGAACACCUUUCUACCUCAUGUGUCAAACUUGUCGGGAAAACGCCAUACAGGCUCACCAAGAACAGAGAGCUGCCAAGGCCAGUGGAGGUGCAACAGGCACACAGUCCAGCUCUGACAGAAGUUCAGUAACCCCAUCACAGCUUGCUGGCUUAGCUGCCCCUGACUUGCUGGGUGUGUCAGAAGGCAAGCAUGAAGAUGAAAUGCCACUGACGCUAGAUGACCAGCAGGCUCUGCCCACACUUGACCACCAGAAACUCCUGCCACGCUUAGGACUGUCUGAGAACAAACCAAUCCCAGACCCAGUGAGGUUUACAGAGUUUGAUCCCCUUGGUGCCUGCACUAUAACAACAGUCAGUGUGGAGACAACUCCGUCUAAUGCUGGAGCUCUGGCUGGCUCUGUCUCAUCACUGGGAAGUCGAUCUAAUCCAGAUAUUUCAUUAUUUCCGUCCAUAUCAAGCAUGUACCUGAUGGGUGUCACAUCUGGGGCUAUACCCAAAAGCCUCAAGUGUGAUGUCAAACAGAAGAGUCUGGGAGAGCAGGCAGCUCACCUCAGUAAGAUGUCUGAUAAAGUCUUGGCCCUGCGGAGCUCCGUCAGCGCUGCCCAGACACUGGUGGCACGGGCGGUCAGCAUGAAGAUACUCUCAUUUCUAGCACAGAGUGGCCAAGCUUGUAGUUUAUCUGCUGCGUUGGAGCAAAUUGGUCUGGCAGACAUCAUGCAGAUUGUCAGGCUGAUGUCACUGUGUGCGGCAGGGAAGAUGGAGCUACUGUGUAAGUCCUCACGCAACGACGAGUCUGCCAAGCACCUCAACCAUCUUACGGCUGCCAUUGGGGCUCUGAUUGAGGAGAACCCUGCUGCCCUGAAGCAGCUGAUACAGCUCUGUACUCAAGAGCUAAUGAUGGCGUCUAUGGGGAUGGGCACAAGUGGAAUAGAAGAACACACCACCCACAGACUCCUCCCAUCUCCCCGUGGGGGUGAGUCCACAGCAUUUGCUGUCACCCAGGCUUUAGUCUCCCUGUUGGCCCAAAAGGGCUGGAGCUACAAGCUUCUUCAGGCUCAACUUUCUGCAGACAAAGUGUCCCCCACUCCACCUGAAUCUCCGUCCAAUGACCUGAGUAAGUGCUCUCACCUUCAAAUGAUCAAUGCCCUAUCUGCCUGUGUCAUAUCUGCCCGUAUGCCCCCACACCACAGGCAGUGGUCAGCUAAACAGUUGGUUCGGGCCUUAUCUGCUUAUGGUCAACAAGUGACAGCAGGGUCAGAUAACCAAGUGGACCUGGGUGGGGACAUGCCAGCUUGUCCACUGGUCAAACUAGAAGGUCACCAAAACAGACUGAAUGGGUGCUGGUGGAGCGCCCGUAAAGGCUACCUGGCUUCCAGUGGCUAUGAUGGCACAGUGAGGAUAUGGAGCCUACCCAACAAGACCCAUCAGUUCCUGCAACAGACCUGCAUCUUCAACAGGGGCAGGGAGAACAGUGUGGAGGAGCUGGACGGCAACCAGAUCAACAUGGUGUGCUGGAGCAGCACUGGCAAGCUGUUGGCUGGUUGCAUGGACAACCUCGUCAACAUAUGGAUGAUUGGAGGUGGAAGAGGUCAUCUAAUAGAACAACCUCAGUGGGUUACAGCCCUAGCAUGGCCAGGCAGCAAAGGAAUGUUUGAAGGACGCAUUGGGCUGUUGGGCGACUCGCUGCUGGUUGGUCGGCAUGACGGCACCAUUGGCUUCAUUGACAUGAUCGACAGCAGUACCUACAGGAGUUUUGACCUGGAGCAUUGCAGACGUCGAAAUGUGUCAGUGACAUCGAUUGCGUGGUACGAGGAGGACAGGAGAUUUGCUGUUGGCUACAGCGAUGGUGUCAUCUCCUUGUGCAGCCGUGAAAACUUUGAACAGCCUGUCAAUAUUGAUGCUCAUAAAUCCUCCAUCUCAUCCCUGAACUGGGACCCAACUGGCUGCUUGCUGUCCAGCCGGGCAGUCUCUGAUGAUGAGCUGCAGGUGUGGCUGGUGUCCAAUGACACAAGCUUCUCCGCCUGGUCACGCUACCAGCACACCACCGCAGUCACUGACUCCAGGUGGUGCAACAUGGUCGGCCUAGGCUCCAACAAGCGGCUCAUUCUGGCUAGUGGUUGUGAAGAUGGUAUGAUCUACAUUUGGACCGUUCUUCAACCAAGUUCCACAACUCUUCCAACACGGCCUUGGACUAGUGCUGAACCUUCACCACUGGGAGAAAAUGAAACCCAGAACAACGACUCCCAGCCCAGGACAAGUAAGGCCAGGAAGAAGGCAGACGUGACACUGUGUGGCCACAUCGCACCCAUUUCAGCCCUGGCUUUCAGCCCAGAUGGCCUCAUGUUGGCCAGUGGCUGUUCUAAAGGCUGGUUGAACAUAUGGUCAAUUCAGGACAAGUGUCUCAUGCAAACUUACACUGGCACUGGAUCAGUUAAAACACUGGAGUGGUUUGCAGAGCGCAGCCUAGCUGCAUGUUUUAGCAGAUGCAAGGAUGUUGUAAUUCUGAACUACUCAACUGAACUGUACCACACAAAUCGUGUUGUUGCUCUGGCUCGCAAGUCACUGAAACAACAAGGCAUCAUGGGGCUGAGUCAGGCAAACUGCUUUCUUAGCCUGCUACAGAAGCUUCCAUCAAUGCUUCUUGAGCAAUACCAGCAUGAGAAGAGCCAAGUGCUAUCAGGGGACCAACUUCAACACAGUCAAUACUUGCAGUGUCUGACCUCCAUGGCAGUCAGCCUACAACUGGACUCAGCCUUGUGCUUCUCACCUGCACCCCUGCACCAUCGCAGCCUUGAGUCAGACAUGGAACACAUAGUGAAGGACUGGCACUGGCUCCUGAGCUACGCCUGCGCCAUCAAGUCAGCUGACUCCCUCCUACGCAGACAGCCUUUCCCUCCAACCUUCAAACUUCUAAACAAAGAGAAAAUCAAAGCAGAAUUUGAAACUCAAUCCUAUGAUAAUAAACAAUGGGACUUAACAUCAGAUAGUCAAAUCAUGUCAUGGGCAACACAGCAGCCAGAAGAUUGGCAGACUGGUGGAAGUUUUUUCAGAUGUCAGUCGUUUAUGUGGGGUAGUGGAAGACAUGGACAGAUUUGUGAAGGUGGAAGAGUUGCUUUGUUGCCCAUUAAAAUACCCUCUCUCUCCAAUGCACAGCAGAUAGUCUGUGGCCAGAACUGUACAUUCAUCAUCAUGCCCAACGGCUCUUUAAUGUCUUGUGGAGAAGGGAGUUAUGGAAGGCUUGGCCAGGGAAACUCUGAUGACAUCCAUACCCCAACAGCCAUUUCAGCCUUGCAAGGUUUUAUUGUUGUGCAAGUGGCCACCUCAGCAGGUUCAGAUGGACACAGCUUGGCCCUAACAGAGAGUGGUGAGGUGUUCAGCUGGGGGGAUGGGGACUAUGGAAAACUUGGACACAACAACAGUGAGAGGCAUAAGAGGCCCAAGCAGAUUGAGGCUCUUCAAGGGGAAGAAGUUAUUCAGGUAUCAUGUGGAUUCAAGCACAGUGCUGUAGUCACAUCUGAUGGUAAACUCUACACAUUUGGCAAUGGCGACUAUGGGAGGCUGGGCCACGGCUCCACAGCUAACAAGAAAGUCCCAGAGAGAGUCAUGUCAUUAGAAGCUUUUCAGAUUGGAAUGGUGGCCUGUGGUCUGAACCACACACUGUGCAUGUCAGCUGAUGGGGGCAUCGUCUGGGCAUUUGGUGAUGGAGACUAUGGGAAGUUGGGUCUAGGCAACAGCUCUCCCAAGUCAGUGCCUACCAAGGUGGAGUUACUCAAAGAUUUCAUCAUUAAAAAAAUUGCGUGUGGAACCCAGUUCUCCGUCGCGCUGACCACAGAUGGACAUGUCUACACCUGGGGGCAGGACCGCAUGAUAGGCCAAGGAGAGACACAGUGUGUCAGCCAUUGUAAACCUGAGCAGGUGAUGCCUUUGUCUGGCUACUUCAUCGAUGACAUCACCGCAGGCGCUGAACACACUCUGGCCCUGGCUGUGUCUGGCCAGGUGUGGGGGUGGGGCAUCAACACUGACGGACAGCUGGGCUUGGGUCACACUAACUCUCCUGUGAAGGAACCAACUCUUCUACCUCAGCUAACAGACCAGAACAUUAAACAGAUCUCAGCGGGAAGGAGUCAUUGUGCUGCCUGGUCUUUCCCGCCUCCACCCAAGCGUGUCCCUGGAGUGCCAGCACCCUUACAGCUGGGGCUUCCUGAAAACAUUCCCCCGCAGUACACAUCACUGCAGUCUGUGCCUAUAGAGGCUAUUAGAAGUAGACUCAUUGUGCUUCACCAUUUUAGUGAUCUCGUCUACUCAUCUUGGAGGCUACUCAAUCUCAUUCCAAAAUCAGAUUAUUGUUGUGGUGAAUCUGAGGUACCAGGGAUAUGUGAAGGUCCACUGCGACCUUUGCUGUCCCCUCGUGUUUACACUCUUCCCAUGGUUCGGGCAAUCAGCAAAACAAUGAUACAAAGCAAAAACUGUGGACCCCAGAUAACUGUCAAACGUUUGUCUACCAGAGGUAAAAAGUGCCGUCCAGUGUACACCCAGAUAGCACAGCAGGUGGUCAAACUAAAAGCUGAUGACCUCAGGCUGCCAGCCAGGGCAUGGAAGGUCAAGUUGAUUGGUGAAGGGGCAGAUGAUGCAGGGGGUGUCUUUGAUGAUACUAUCACAGAGAUGUGCUUGGAACUGGAGUCUGGAACUGUCCCAUUACUAAUUCCUACACCAAAUGCUAAAAAUGAAUCAGGGAAUAACCGAGACAGGUACCUUCUAAACCCAUCCCUGUCUGUGGAUGAAAAUGCAGCCUUGUUCAAAUUUCUGGGCAUUCUGUUUGGUGUGGCAGUGAGAACUAAAAAACCACUGGACCUGCAUCUUGCCCCGUGUAUAUGGAAGCUGAUUGCUGGCAUUCCACUUAAAGUGGAUGACUUGGAGGAGGUUGAUCACUUGUACAUACAAAGUUUAAGAGGAAUCAAAGAAAUCCAUGAAAGUGGAAUCAAUGAAUUCAACUUCCAUGAGUUCAUCCCAAUUGACACAUUUGAAGGCCAGAGCUCCAGUGGUCACAUGGUGCCAGUGGUACCUGGAGGCCAGAGUUUACCUGUCCAUUUCCACAACAGGAAUGAGUAUGUUGACUGUGUGCUACAGUACAGGCUGCAUGAGUGGGACAAACAGGUGUCACUGAUCAGAGAGGGCAUGGCUGGAAUUAUCCCAGUCCCUCUGCUGACUCUUCUGACAGCCCCAGCACUUGAGAAGCUGGUCUGUGGCACUGAUGAGGUCAAUAUUGAGGUGCUUCAGAAGGUCGUCAGGUAUCGUGGCAUUGAUGAAAACCAUGUCUUGGUUAGGUGGUUUUGGGCAGUACUAGACAGUUUCACUAAUGAGGAGCGUAUUCAAUUUUUGAGAUUUAUUUCUGGACGUACAAGGUUACCCAGCAACCCAGCAGACAUUACCCAGCGUUUCCAGAUAAUGACUUCGGACAGGGGUAGAGACAGCUUGCCCACAUCGCAAACGUGCUUCUUUCAGCUGCGCCUACCAGCGUACAGCAGCCAAGCAGCUAUGGCAAGCAAGCUGCGCUAUGCUAUCAACCACUGCCGCUCUAUUGAUAUGGACAAUUACAUGUUAGUACGUAACACUGAGACCAGCCAGGACUCUGAUGAUGAUGUUGUGUAACAUACAGGGAUGAUAACCUAACAUAUAGGACGCAAGAGGAGGGGGUUUAAAAGAACCAAGUCAUCAGUUUCACAGUCGCACCCUUCUUCUCACGAUAGUCAGAGGCUUUAAAUGUUGAGCUUACUUAUUCACUGUUGAAACCAAAUGGAUGUUUUGUUUACAGAUACUUUGCUUGUUCCCAACUAUUGUUUUUUCUUGAUGCUGAGCUGUGUUGGUUCCCUGGUUAAAGAUAUGGUUUGAGUCUUGGCCUUCACCUACACAGUGAAAUGUUGACCUUUACACACCUACACAGUGAAAUGUUGACCUUUACACACACACACAGUGAAAUGUUGACCUUCAACCACAUUGUGAAAAUUGACCUUUUACCUACAAAGUGAAAUGUUGACCUUCACCCAUUUAAAACAAAGUGUUGACCUUCACCCCUUGAAUAUUUGACCUGAACAUUGUUUUAUAAAAUUGCAUUCAGUGAAUUCAGUGAUUGUCCAUAUGCUUGGUGUUGAUAGACAAACAGUAUUAUUUAUCCCUUAAUUAAGAUGUAAUUACUCAGUUUUCUACAGGGAGAAUCAGAACUCUGUUAACAUUAUCCACUAAUUAUGUUUAUUUAAUAUAUGUUUCUUGCUGUUUCUUUUGAUGUUGUGCCACAAAAGGAUUUGUUAUAUUAUAAGAUAACAUUGCAACAUCUAUGGUAAAAAAAAAUUAAAGAUCUAACGCCAGAAAUUCGAGACAUAAUUUUUUACACCAUUUUUAAAAAAUAGCUUUUUAAUUUGCUGAUUUUGUUUAUUAAUUUUGUAUGAUGUUCCUUAAACUACUGGUUAAAAAGAUGAAUUUUAUAAAAUGCCUCCAUUACACAAAACAAAGAAUUGAAAUCAAAAUGAAAAUUGUAUAAGGUUAACAGUACACCCAAUUUCUAAGUGUUUGUGUUGUGGUGUUACCUGUUGUCUGAAAUAAUUCCACUGUGAUUCUACAGGUAUGUCAUCAGAUGUUUGUUUUUUAUUUCAUAAACCACUAAACCAAAUCUUGUACAGACUACACCUUAACAUAAACCACCCAUCUGAGGACUUUUACUUUGUAAAGAUCACUGAUCAUUUUUUUUAAUAUCCAUUCCACUUUAGUAAAAUAUAAAUAGGUCUUCCCUUGUUGAAAUUAUUGAAUUGAAGAGAACUUUGUUGUACCUAGAGCUUCAGCUUCAUUAAGAAUUGACCAUCUGUAGUAAAGAGAUUUACCAGCUGCAGAAAGUAAAUACCAUCUAAUCAAUACAUUUCCAUGUUUAGUUUGAGCUAUGAGAUAUUAUCUUGAUGGUAGUAAGCAGAGAAGCACAGGGUUGUGUAUUAUUUACCUGUGAUGUACACUUUGGUACAGCACCUGGUAAAACUUUGUUGCCAAAGAGAGCAGUUGUUGAGUCCACUUCCCUAGCUACAUCAAGCCUCGCUGAAAUUGAUUAGUUAGGUAUAAAUAGUCAGAGAGUAGUAACUGAUGUAAGCUAGGUUUUUGUUGAACAUUUGUUCUUUUUAACUCUGUGUGAAAUAAGUUACUCCAGAAAAAGUCACUUUAUUUCUGAGGCUAGGAUAUUUUUUUUUUUAAAUUGUUCCUGACAGAUAGACAUCUGCCUGCAAUGGGUUGUUUUUUUUUUAAAGAAAAAGCAGCUUUAUAUCUAAGGCUAGGUUUUUGUUCAACAUUUGUUGACGGCAUACAGUGCUAUGGAUAGAGACCUGCCUGUAUUAAUUAAUUAAUUU